Messenger RNA from Gymnogyps californianus (California condor), 4132 nucleotides. It is a transcript of the gene ATP13A2, whose product is annotated as ATPase cation transporting 13A2. Lineage: Eukaryota; Metazoa; Chordata; Aves; Accipitriformes; Cathartidae. Gene Ontology annotation, biological process: intracellular calcium ion homeostasis; regulation of autophagosome size; regulation of mitochondrion organization. The record is from RefSeq and is a predicted model, not a curated record. Gene Ontology annotation, molecular function: P-type ion transporter activity; ATP hydrolysis activity; ATPase-coupled monoatomic cation transmembrane transporter activity. Gene Ontology annotation, cellular component: membrane. The transcript is spliced from 28 exons. Bases 47 to 3490 code for a protein of 1147 amino acids.
GCGGCUGGGCUACGGGACGCUGCAGCGAGACGCCGAUAAAUCCCACAUGGAGGUCACGGGCUACCAGACCAAGACGUGGCGGGUGGCCCUGUGCCACGCUUGCUCCAUGCUGACGGCAGGGCUCCUUCUCGUCCUCUUCCACUGGAAGCCAAGCCUGGAAGUGCAGGCGAAGUGCAAGCCCUGCGCCCUCAGCCAAGCUGACUGGGUUAUCAUCAGAGACCGAUUCGGACAGUGCUUCACCACCCGUGUGCUCACGGAGGCGCUGGGCGAGGGCAGCUUGGAGCAUCACCCCGGGGCCCGGCUGGAGGACCGGAGGACCAGCAUCGCCAUCGGCGUGUCGGAUGAGGAGGAGAGCCGGGACACCAUCCGACUCCAUGAGAAGGAAGAGAAGAACAUCUUGCGGUACUAUCUCUUCGAGGGCAUGCGCUACAUCUGGAUCGAACGGCGGCAGGCGUACUGCAAAGUCAGCGUCUUGGAUGAAGGUUGGACCUGCGCAGAUCUCCACCUCUCCCAGGCUGGGCUCGACCAGCAAGACCACAACACCAGAAGGAAGAUCUACGGACCGAACCUCAUCGAGGUGCCAGUCAAGUCCUACGCGAGGCUGUUGGUGGAGGAGGUGCUCAAUCCCUUCUACAUCUUCCAAGUCUUCAGCAUCGUGCUGUGGGUCUGCGACGCCUAUUACUACUACGCUGCCUGCAUCUUCCUCAUCUCCACCAUCUCCUUAGGGCUGUCACUCUACGAGACGAGGAAGCAAAGCGCCACGCUGCAAAACAUGGCCAAGAUGUCGGUGGGUGUGCGAGUCCAUCGCCCCAGCGGAGAGGAGAUGGUGGUGAGCUCCGCGGACCUGGUGCCGGGCGAUUGCAUCAGCCUCCCCGCGGACGGGAUGCUGGUCCCUUGCGACGCCGCGCUGCUGACGGGCGAGUGCAUGGUCAACGAGAGCAUGCUGACGGGGGAGAGCGUGCCGGUGAUGAAAACCCCUCUCCCGGCUGGCACCCAGGCAGCCAGCACCGUCUAUUCCCCCGAGGAGCACAGGCGGCACACCUUGUUCUGCGGGACGCAGGUCAUCCAAGCCAAGUCCUACGUGGGCAGAGAAGUGCUGGCCGUGGUGACCCGCACAGGGUUUUGCACGGCCAAAGGGGAUCUCAUCAGCUCUAUCCUCUACCCCAAACCCGUGAGCUUCAAGUUCUACAAGGACGCUGUGAAGUUCGUCCUGUUCCUCGCCAUCUUGGCUUUUAUCGGCACGCUGUACAGCAUCCUCAUCUUGGUUAAAAACCAGGUCCCCGUGGGGCAAAUCAUCAUCCGUGCCCUCGACCUCGUCACCGUCAUCGUGCCCCCGGCUCUCCCGGCUGCGAUGACGGUGGGCACCAUCUACGCCCAGAACAGGCUGAAGAAACAGGGCAUCUUCUGCAUCAGCCCUCCCCGUAUCAACCUCUGCGGGAAGAUCCGCCUGGUUUGCUUCGACAAGACGGGAACCCUGACGGAGGAAGGUCUGGAUGUCUGGGGGGUGGUCCCGCUGGAGAACAACCACUUCAUGCCCAUCGUUCACGAGCCUCGCUGCCUGCCCGCCGGUCCCUUGCUCUACUCCCUGGCCGCCUGCCACACCGUCUCGCUGCUGCGGGCGCAGCCCAUCGGGGACCCCGUGGACCUCAAGAUGGUGGAGUCCACCGGCUGGCGCCUGGAGAUGAUGGAGGAAGAAGAAGGUGAGCUGCCCACCUUCCAGCAGUUUGGGACGAAGGUCUUGGCUGUGAUGAAACCUCCGCCCGAGGAAGAACAGCCGCGAGACAGGAAGCACCAGUCGCCCGUGGGGAUCCUCCGGCGUUUCCCCUUCUCCUCCUCCUUGCAGAGGAUGAGCGUCCUGGUGAAGCUGCCCGGCGAAGCCUCAGCCCACGUCUACAUCAAGGGUGCACCGGAGAUGGUGGCCAGCCUUUGCAGGAAGGAAACGGUGCCCGUGGAUUUCUCCCAGAUGCUACGACAUUACACCACGGAUGGUUUCCGGGUCUUGGGUCUGGCUUGCAAACCCCUGAGCACGGUGACCACCUUCGAGGAGGCCCUGCAGCUCCCGAGGGACUCCGUGGAGAGCAGCCUGACCUUCCUGGGUUUCCUCGUCAUGAAAAACGUCCUCAAGCCGGAGUCUGCGCCCGUGAUUCACCUCCUGAGGAACGCCAACAUCCGCCCCGUCAUGGUGACAGGAGACAACAUGCUGACGGCCGUGAACGUGGCCAAGAGCUGCCGCAUGGUGGAGCCGAAAGAGCGGGUGAUCUUCGUCAACGCCUCCCCGCCCAGCCACGACAAACCCGCCGCUCUGAAAUUCAUCCUCGCCGAGCACUCCCAGGGCGAAGAGCAGCCGGAGGUGAGUCCCGAGCCGCAGCCCUGCCACUUCGCGCUGAACGGCAAAUCCUUCGCCGUGGUUUGCGAGCACUUCGCCGACCUGCUGCCGAAGAUCCUCAUCCGAGCCACCGUGUUCGCCCGCAUGUCGCCUGACCAGAAGACUCAGCUGGUGUGCAGCCUGCAAGAGCUCAACUACUGCGUUGGGAUGUGCGGGGACGGCGCCAACGACUGCGGGGCUCUGAAAGCGGCCGACGUGGGCAUCUCGCUGUCGGAGGCAGAGGCGUCGGUGGCCUCACCGUUCACCUCCCGCGUGGCCAACAUCGAGUGCGUGCCCACCGUCAUCCGGGAGGGCAGGUGCUCACUGGUCACCUCCUUCGGCGUCUUUAAGUACAUGGCCCUGUACAGCCUGGUGCAGUUCGUGUCCGUCCUCCUGCUCUACACGAUCAACACCAACCUGAGCGAUUUCCAGUUCCUCUUCUUCGACCUGAUCAUCACCACCACCGUGGCGGUGCUGAUGGGUCGGACCGGUCCUGCCCAGGAGCUGGGAGUGGAGCGUCCCCAAGGGGCGUUGAUCAGCGUCCUCGUGCUGGGCAGCCUGCUCCUCCAAACGGCUUUGCUCAUCACCGUGCAAGUCCUCAGCUACUUCAUCACCGUCUCGCAGAGCUGGUACGUGCCGCUGAACAGCACGGUGACGGCUCCCCAAAACUUGCCCAACUACGAGAACACCGUCCUCUUCUGUGUCACCGGCUUCCAGUACCUCAUCCUGGCCGUCGCCAUGUCCAAGGGGUACCCGUUUCGGGAGCCACUCUACACCAACGUGCUAUUCUUGGUAGUCCUCGUCCUCCUUUUUGGCCUCAUGAUAUGGUUGACCCUCUACCCGCUGGGCUUCCCCAAAACCCUGCUGAAGCUGCAGGGCAUCGAUGACUUGAAUUUCAAGCUGCUGCUGCUGGGGAUCGCUGCCCUCAACUUCUUCGCCGCCUUCGUGCUGGAGACCGCUCUGGACCACGGCUUGCUCGGCUGCCUCCGCAAGCUGCGCCGAAAGAAAGUGUCCAAGAAGCUUUUCAAGAGGCUGGAGAAGGAGCUGAGCCAGCAGCAGCCAUCCUGGCCGCCCCUUAACGAACCGCUCUUCGCUACACCCAAGAUGUCCAUCGCCGUGAGAUAGCACGCGUCAGGCUUCCCUCCUGCCUGCUCUGCAGGCAAGCGCUGCCUGCCAGCCCUUGGAUGCUGUCGUUUAUUUAUUUAUCCCGGUAAAUUGAGGCAUGCGGCGGGCAGGCUGCCACAGGGAGACCCUCAGCAUCGCAGCUGUGAAUCCACGCGUGCCGGUCCUGCAGCCGUGGCCGAGAGGAGGAGAUGUUGGAGAAGCAAACGGGGGGAGAAGGUCCAGAAGAGAGGAGAAAUGAUCCAGCUCAGCUCUUCCUCCAGGACCUCUCCCGCUCCCGUGCUGGCCUCGGACCCAUCUCCCCGCACCGGGACUGUUUCGCAGGGGGACGCCGCCUCCUUUUUCCUCUCCUGGCUGCUCAAAACCACCGAGAAGAGGGUCCCUGAUCUUCUCAUGGCGAGGACACCCACCCCGGCCUCGUGUCUCUGCUCACUGUGAAAAAAAAAAAACCAGACAACCCCUCCGCCUCCCCCCGCGACCGCCCUAGAUGUGUAGGAACUGUUUACAAACCGCCCCGUCCCCAGCUUGCCGAGGAUGCUGCUCAAUCCCCAACGCCCAGGGACCAGCCACGGGCACCCUCUCCGCUUGCGAUGCUCCUGCAGAACACUUCUGCUUUCAGAUGGGACCUUUGUAGCAUUAAAAAAA